Besnoitia besnoiti is the source of this 912-nucleotide messenger RNA. RefSeq lists its product as uncharacterized. The transcript has 5 exons. NCBI's taxonomy places the organism in Eukaryota, Apicomplexa, Conoidasida, Eucoccidiorida, Sarcocystidae. The record is from RefSeq and is a predicted model, not a curated record. Bases 1 to 912 code for a protein of 303 amino acids.
AUGAUGGACGCGGGAUGCGGCAACGAGUCGAAAGGCCUACUUGGACAUUGCUGCUACGGCGAUCACCCCCUGACCAGCGAGCACGACGACGAGACAGGCGACAAGCACUGUUGCUCGUCUCCGUGCCGCUGCGUAGGCAGCGAAAAGGCGAUUCACGCCGCACUCUCUGUGUUUGCGAGUUUGUCGCCGUCGUCCGUUCGACCUGCUCAGCGAUCUGUGAGACAAGAGGACUUUAUGGAGAAGACCUUCCUCACAGACGAUGGCGAAUUGCGUUCGCACAGUCUAGCCGCUGCGCUCGGCGAAGAUCGCGACCUGCACUUCGUAGAGGUCUGCACCUGCAGGCAGCCGGAAGGGCACGAGAUGCAAACGGGGGUGAGGCUUCCCAUCGAAGAAAAAGCCCGAUACGACGACAAUGCAGAAGCGGAAACCGACGUGGAGCUUGGCGGAUCUCCGCAGUCGACUGAGACGAGCGACGUGGCCACAGCCGCACCCGAGAUUCCUCGUUGGAUGCUGCAGAAACUAGCCCUCACCUUCUCGUUCGUCGCCAUCGUCUCGUGCUGGGGUGUCAUUGACGUCGGCAUUGAGGCGAUGGCCCCUGUGGGCGAUGUGAGGCAGACCUGGUUUUACGGAGCGAUGCUGGGCAUCUCCGCCUUUCUCACCCUGGCUGUGCACAUCUCCAAGCUCCCUGCAAAUGCGUUCGUUAUCGUUUUGUCGGCCGGUCUGUCUUUCUUCCUCGCCGUCGGAGGCUGGGGCUUCGUGAACUCUAUUGUCUUCUUCGCAGCGGGUGCGAGCGAGGCUAUGAAGAUCUUUUAUUUCACGUGCUUCUUUUCCGUCGCAGUUGUGUUCAUUGUGACGUACAUAUGGUUCGUCGACCCCGCGUUCAGUGUCGAUUUGAUCGGCUGCCUCUUGUGA